AUGGAGGAUGGUGGUGGCGACUCCAUUACCCCUCACGAUGCUCCUGAUGAAGGUUGGUUUCUCUCCAAGAAAUACAUUUGACAUUCUAAGUUUUUAACCAUGGUUAUACAUGGUAAGAGGACAAAUAUUCAACUCGCCCCCUCCCCACUCCCCCCCACCCAACAUCGCUCCUUCAAAAAUCCAAGGUGCUACAUCCUUGCGUCAUUAUCUGGGGAAGACUGUGUUGAUGUUAAUUUCACUGGCAAAUGUUUAGUAUUCGAGGUAGCUAUGUUACGUAAAUCGCUUUUCUAUUUCUAUGGAAAUUGGAAAAACUCGCAUGGCGUUAAUUGUAGUUGCGCUAUCAUUUCUGAUCUAAAUUUAUAAUUUUAUACAAUUUGUUAUUGCACUAUCAUAACUGACAAAAGUUAUCAAUUUACGUGAAUUGAUUAUUCUUUCUCCUUAUCUUUAUUUCGACUUUUCUAGAGGCUAGAGUUCUCGUAUGCUCUCCUUCAGUAGAUAUGAGAAAGCAGAUGUUAAAGAAGUUAUUCUUGAUUUAUGGUGAUAGUGGCUCAAAUAUGGCUUUCUGGGUGUCAUGGUGAAGAUAUGCUGUAUAAUGUGGUCUCUUGAUCAAUGAAUGGAGUCUUCAGUGAUUCGAAAUACCGUGUUUUAAUAAAAUAAGGGUAACAUAGGACGGAACACUGCGUUAUGGCCCUCGGCUGACGGAAAACAUCUCUCCAAAUCAAGCAAACUAAGUUGUGAAGUUUUGGUUUAUUUUUAAUUUAUAUGGAUCGGCCUUUUUCUAUUAUGUUUUGCGAGUCUUUGAUUUCUGCAUCUUUUAUGAGCUUCUGUUACAGGUCCGUGGAACUUGAUUUGAAUCAAAUAUCUUCUUUCUAUGAUUUGGGAAAUGUUCUGUAUAUUACCCUUUUUAAUGCUUCCGUUUUUAUCUCAAGUUAAGCCUUUUGUUCUAGGUAUGCCCAGAUGACUUACCGAUGAUGUUUAUUGCAUGCAUCUACAUUUUGGUCGUUUGGCUUGCUGAUUAUUGACAGUUAAGAUUCUUACAAUUUUUUAUUUAUAUUGGGAAAUCUGGUACAGAUGAUGAAGAUGAGUAUGAAGAACAGGGUGGGGGCAGUCGGUUACUUGGCUUUAUGUUUGGAAAUGUUGACUGCUCAGGUGAUCUUGAUGCUGAUUACUUGGAUGAGGUGAUGUUUUCACAUUCCAAUGCUCCUCUUGGUUCCAGAAAAUUCUGAUAUCGGCUUGGAAUAGCAUGAUGCUUAAUAUUAUCAUGCAAUGGUGAAAACACAGAUCUAGUAACCUAUCAACUUGUGAGCCGUGUAUAAUCUGUUAAAUAUUUAUUCACUGCUUAUUUGCAUGAUUAUUUUGAAAAUAAAUUCAUUUACUUAAACCUUGAAGAGGACUAAUCUUUCUGUGAACUUUUCUACUAAAAUAAUCUUUGGUUUGACAAACCCUCAGACAUGUUGCUUUUGUUGGCUGAUGAGAACGAGGAGGUGACCAGAGACAGUCACCGACGAAGAAAUAGCUAUUGUUGGAACGUUGCAGCCUUCUCUCUUCCACCAUCCCUUUUCCUAAUAUUCUCUCUUGCUUUCCCCAUGUUUUCUGAUUCUUCAGAAAAUCUAGUACGUCUGGAGUGAAACCAGUGGAGACCAAGACUGGACUACCGUUUUUAAUUCUCAGCUCUCAAUAUCAUGUUCCUAUCUACCUCUACUGUCUAAAUUUUGUGCGGUUGUAUUGAAAGGGUACAUAAACCAGUAGUUUUAACUUGAUCAUGUACCUUUUUGGUUGAUCCUACCUUACUCCAUGUGUUUGUACUCCAUGAACCUACGCUUCAAUUCACCUUGUGCCUGCGCUCUCACAUAAUUGCUGUCUAUAGUAAUGUCCCUCUAUCUCUCAGGCUAGUUAGAAAGCUGUUUACAGACAUGCUAAUUGAACUUCAUUGUCUUCAUUAAAUUCUGGCAUCAUUUCACUAUUUUUUUUCGUCAGGCUGAAAAACUAAGAAAAUCUAAUUGCCCACCGCUGGAAUUGGAUGUUAUUGUCCUUUCUUGUCUUGGACUAGGCUUUGUAACUUUUGUAUCAUGUCUUGGUGUCGGAUUCCAGCUAGAGUCAAUCUUUCUAUUGUAAAUAUUGCUGUAGGAUAAAGGAACUUGUGUUUAUUCUAACGUUCAUGAUGAGAUCAUCAUCAAGCUUGAAAUAUAAAUCUUGAAAGUGGCUUUAGGACAGGCUUUUUAUGUAAUCAAGCAUCAAUAAGGUAAUCAUGCUGUGGUAAUUCUUUAAAGCAUGCACAUACAAGCAAUCAACCUCAUCUCCAUCCUCAGCAUCUUCAUGUUCAUUUUCUUUUUCUCUAACCACAUCUGUAAGCAGCCUGCAUCAUUUGGACGUGUCUCACUUUAAAACAGCCCGCACCAUUCACAUUGAGACAUGAAGUGGGUAUCCUAGCUCACAUUGAGACUGUUUGCUUCCCUCUUCUCUUGUCAUUUUUCUCUGCAGAGUAUUUAGAUUUUUUUCUUAUUGUUUCGUAUCAUUUUGCAUCAUUAUACUUGUGACCGGACAAUUUGAACGGCUUAUGAGUCUUAUCAUUUAGUUGUCCCUCCUGAUGUCUUAGAUGUUGGGCAUCUGAGACAUCCCAAUAGGACAAUACCCUUGAUUUCCCUACGUUUGUCAGGGCAUAGCUAUUUUCUGAAUGUUUCUACGAGUUGCAUUCAUCUCAUUCUUGUGCCUGAUUAACCAGCUAUUCAAACUCUCAUUGUCAAACUGUCUUAAUCUGUUGUAUCUGUGGUAACUUGUCGUGCACUUUGUCAUUCUGAGGCACGCUGAAAUAGACAACCAACCCUUCCAUAAAUUCUAUCAUAGUACGGUGGCAAAGAUGGUUUCCUUUUUUAUCGUUAAUAAUAGUAAUGCUAUGUGAUCCAGAAACUUAAAAAAGAUUGUGGCUUCUUGUCUGUUGUAUUAAGUUAUUGAGUUUGAGGUUUGAUGCUAUUGGAAGCAUUGUAUGAUGUGCAUUAAAUAUCUAAACACCUGGGUUCCAUUCAUACUAUUAUUGGAAGUGUAUCUUCAUGCGAAUGGCUGAGAUAAGGACCCAUAUAGGGUUCUGUAUCUAUCAUCAUCUAUUGGUGUGGCAAUGUAAAUGACUUCGUCCGCUUCAGAAACAAAAUCUGCCUCUCUUGAAGUUUAUGUGAUUGGGAGGUUGGUAGUUGACGUGCUACUUUUUCUUGUGUGAAGGUUGCAUUCAUCACUGCAUUCGUGGUAAGGAUAUGCCUCUCAUUAUCUCUGGUGUCAUGUUUCUAAGCGUUGAUCCCUUACUAACCUCUAUUCCUUUUUUUCUUGUGAUGCCAUUAUGUGGGCUUUGAGAUUAGCAAUCUGGAGCCCCUUUUCAACCGUUCAACAUAUGAUCUUAGAUUAAGUUUAGAUGCCGGACGGAAUUUCUUUCAAUGGAAAAGGAAACAGAAAUCAAGAGAAAGCGAGGACAUGAGAAAGGUUUUGAUUCAAUAUAGCCUGGGUCUUUGUGUGUGCAUAGCACAGGGCAUUUGUCCUUUUUAUAGAGAUGCAUAGAUGGAAGACAGCAUCCUCCUCAGCAUUGUAGAAGAUGAACUCCACUGAGGAAAUAUUUCUAUCCUUAUAAUGAUUUGGAAGGAGUGUUAUUAAAAUGAAGAGAGAGAAAAUGGACGGUGUGGAAGAGGAACUUUCCUGUCUCAGAGUACAGGGGAAAGAGCAGGAAACCACCUCAUUUUUCAUUGACAUUUAUCACCCCUUAAAUAGGGAGAAAAUCCUACAUGAUCUUUCCCCAUAUACCCUCAGGCUACAAGUUCUCGUGAUGGCCAUCAUCAUGGGUUCCCAUACAUGAUGCAUCAUGACCUAGAAAUCCUAACAGCUACAAAUUCCUAUGAUGACCGUCAUGACGGUGUGAAUUCCCAUACAUGGGUGCAUCACGAUUUAGAAAUCCAACGAGUGUAAUCCAUUGUCGCUCAUAACUAACAUAUCUUAGGUGGAAUCCUCAAGUCUCCAGAGAUACAAGUGUGGGAAGGUGGCAAAAUCUUGCAUCAUGUAUUAAAAUCAAUGUACCUUGAAGUUACCAUAUAUGGUGUUAUACUCUUGAAAUCUUGCCAUCAACAUAUCAUCACAACGCACACGACUUUUUUUUUUCCAGGAUGCUAAAGAACAUCUUUCUGCGUUGGCUGACAAAUUGGGCCCAUCUCUUACCGGCAUUGAUGUAUGGAUACUAUUCAUAUUGAUAUCUUGAAUCUUUUUUGCAUUAUUUUGUCAUCUAUAUAGUCUUCAUUAACCGAAUUCUUUUGCAGAUGACCAAAUCACCAUCUACUGUUACAGAUGCUUCAGAACAAGGUAGCUUUUUCUACUUGUCCGCAUAAGGUUUUAAGCUUCUUGAAAUUCAUUCUCCCUGGUUUACCGUCUGAUGUUCCCUGGUUUUGUUAUGAGAUCAAUGCGUAAUGUACAUCUGAAUUUUUAAUCUUGAAUUCUAGAAACUGAGGUGAAGCAGACGUUGUUAUGAGCUCAAUUUGAUCAAAUCCAAAUCGUGUAACCUUUAAGCAACUUGUAUUAUCAUUUUUUUCCUUGGCAUCAUCACUGACACCAUGUAGUAUUAGCUGGUAAACAGAAUCAAGAUUUUGUAGCUUGGGAAAUGGUCAAAAAGUCGGACAAAAUAGUAGAGACUUUUGUGAUGUUUGACAAUCUAAUAGAUGGCUAAAGUUUUUCUACGUCAUGUCAGUUACACCAAGUGAUCUUUUAUUUUAUUACCAGGCUGUAUAUGUUUACUUUUUAUUCUAUUUUUAUCUGUCUUUUUAUUGCACAGUACUAGUUGCUGAGUUCACUUUGAUGUGUUUCUCUCAGAAACACGUCUACAAUGACUCUCUUGGGUUAUCUAGGCGGAUCAUAAAAUCUGAUGACUUUUCUUACAUGCAAAACUCUGGGCCUUCUAUAAUGAAAAAUAGUCAAAUUUACAGUGGAUGAUGUUGUUUGACUAAUAGGCUCGUUCAGUGAGUGAGUGAACUACAGUUUUUUCUCAAUGGAGAAUGAUUACUGUUUUUCAGUGUAUUGGGGUGCCAAUAUAUCCUUCAGUAUGUUGCCUUAAACUACUCUUGUUUUUUCAGUGCAUUCUGAGGCUGUACAGGAUCAUCCUUUUUCCUUUUAAAAUUUUAUGAACUUUUGGCACCACCAUUUUUUUUUAAAAGAAUUUCUAAUGCUGAAGAACUUUUAAUAGUGUCCUGCCCAUUGGUGCUUAUCCAACCAUAGAACCUGCUAUGUGCUUUGCCACAAAUAAUUGAUACUUUUCACCUGUUUUUAUUUAUAUCAACUUCUAUUAUUGUCAUUGCAAUGCAUUUGUUUUGUGAGUUGUUCCCAGAUUUAGACCAUUGCGUGUAUCACUCAUCCUUUAUAAUGUUUUUCUAAGUCUUUUGGAUUUGCUCUGGCAGCUUUUGUUAAGUUCAUAAAUAGGACGGCUGUUUACUUAUUUGUUCUUCUCUCUCAGAAUCAUUAUUUCUGCUAUGCGAUUGCCUGAUUAUUUUGCUUUUCUAUUUUUAAUUGUUUCUUUUCCAUUUUUGUGUUAGAUUAUGAUGAAAAGGCAGAAAAUGCUGUGGACUAUGAGGACAUUGAUGAGCAAUAUGAAGGGCCGGAGGUCCAGUCAAUACCAGAGGAAAAUUCUCUGUUAGCAGAAGAUUAUUUUUCUAGAAAUAUUUCAAUAUCCUCUAUAACCCAUAAAGUGCCUUUAUUUGAUGAAGAAAAUUAUGAUGAGGAUGACGAUAAUGAGAAGGAAAAUGAAUUUGUGGAGGUCAAAUCGGAUGCUGAAUUUUUUUUGCCAACAGGUUGUACUGUAGUUUACUGUUAUUGUCCAAUCAAGUUCUUAUUGCCAGUUGUUUGUUAAUUGAUAUCCUUUGGCAUUUAUGUAUUUUCGUUGCUUUAUUAAUUUAAUUUCCUGUCACUUGUUUUGCACCCAAAUUUCAGUCACCACGACUACUAUUAUUCUGCAGUUUGUAAAAAUGCUUUUUGUUUCGGAUGUACUUAAAUGGGGAAGCUGAUGCAGAUUGGCUUUACAUGACUUCUAUAGUAUUUGAAUUUAUAUUUUAUGAGGACUAGAGAAAUCCCAUUCCAUUCAUAUUAGAGUGGAAGAAUUCUUCUCUAAGAUUCAAACUUUUCUUUGUACUUUAUUACCGAAAGUUUUCUGAUCAGUGGCCUGGAAAGAAGUUUGGUGAGAGUCUUGGAAAUGGGAUAGUAGAGAACUUACCUGUCCUUCAUGUUCUUUGGCAAUCUGUUGGCGAACGAGUUAGAAAUAAUGAUCAUCUCAUGAAGGUAUUGUUGCAGAAGAGAGACAAAGAUUACCCGAUCUGGAAAUGAAAACUCAAAAAAGUUUGUAGCUCCACCUACGUGGCUGACUCAUGAAGGUCUCCUCUGCGCCAAUUAUCAAGCUAACCCUUUCAGUACUUUGCUAAUGUGAUGAAUUUUUGGAUCCCAAAACACUUGGGUAAACCAGUCCUGACGAAGGAAGAAUACUACUGAGGAAUCAUUACAUCCAUGUUUCAAUCCUAAAGCUGUAGCUUAUGGUUCUGUCUUUGUAGUGUUUUGCCAGCCUAGCCUGUGCCUGUUUUUGUGCACCAUCUCCUAGGUCCAUUUCUCGACACUGGUUUGCCUUUUUUUCGUCCGAAUUUAUUUUCAGUAUGUUUUUAUCAAAUUUAAAUGUUGUGGGCCUCUUUGUCUAUUUGUCUGUUUGAAUGAGAGAGAGGAUGUGGUUUGAUAGAGAAAAAUUACUAGUUUUGCCCAUCUUGGUUACAAAGUCUAAUACUGAUUCGGUGAUUAACAAUGGUAAAUCCUUAUUGCUCUUGUAUUAUCCAAGGAAUUAUAGCAGGCUCUCGGUGUUUCCCAUGAGUCAGGGUCACAUACGUUUGUGCAGACUAUUUGAUUACCUGUGUAGAGAGGGGCAGAAGAUCUUUUUUUCUGCCUGUAUUCACUGUUUUUCUGAAACACAUUAUCGUCCAUGAUUGGGUGGGGGUGUCCCAUAUGUCAACCGUUUGCGUCCCGAAACUCAAGUUUGUGUUCAGUGUUCUUUCAGCCAUCCAAGACGGGAAGUCUGUGUUCUUUAUUUUGAAAUCCAAUUAUUUUUCAUUUCAAAAGGAUUGGAAAAUGCUUCAAAGAAUCAUGUUCUAGGCCAUUAACUUGUGCAGAUUUUUUCAAAUUGCUUCUCCGACCUAUGUCAAUUUCGAGUGAGAUUAGCAGCAUUUUUGACAGAAUCUCUCUGGAAAUGUGGAGUUGGUUCAUGCAUCACCAGGAUGUCCUCAUCCAUAUCUGGUGGCUUCAUCUAUUCAUUUCAAUGAAAUUUUGAAAAUAACUCAUACCAGAAGGUUCAAGUCACACAGACCAGAUGCAAGAUUGUGAAAUGAAUUUUCAGCCUGGCAGGUGGAUAUUCAGAAAGAGGUCAUUAGUAGAAUAUUAUGCCUUUCUUAUAGAAGGGAUAGUACCAAGCAUUGCUUACUGGCUGUAGGAUCUUUAUUUGUGCCCAUGCUUGGAGGUGAGUUUCUGGGUUCAACAGCCACAGCCGUCCAGGACACAGGGAGACAGGCAUGUGGGUAGCCUAUGUGUUCACUCCAAGGGUUUAUCAUUAACAAUUGGGUUUCUAUUGACCAAAAGACUAGAUAGUGUGUAUUGCAUAAACUUGCUUUAAGUUACCUCAUGUGCAACUGAUUGUUCUGAAUUCAAGUAGCUUUUUAACAUCAAAAUUUUCUUCGCAAACUCAUAAUUAAACAAGUAAUUUGUUUCCUAAAGUUAUCUCAGUCCUUUUGAUUUGAUGUAUUUUAUUAAUUUAGCGGCUUGUUUGGCGCUCUUCUAGAUGAAAAGAAAUUGGAGCCGUUUUCAAACAUGGUGGAGUCACAGUUUGACGGAAUUUCAGUUGCUAGAUCCUCAGAGGAUGAUCAGACAGCCUUUGAUUCAGAGGAUUUUCAGGUGAUUUACCAUCUUUUAUUUUCCUAUCAAUAUUAAAUCUUUACAUGUUUCUGAUUUCUUAAAAAAACGUAUAUAAUAUUCAGUAGCACAAUCAUACAGUGUGCUUAAAUUUAAAUUAAAGUUCCUGCUAAACUGGAAAUUCACUUUUGCUAUACAAAAGUGAUGGUUUUCUGUACAUCUAUAUUCGUUUUUCUAGUCAAAUGUUGUGGCGUACCUUUUUUAUUGAUCUUAAAAAUGGCACACCUUGCUCAUAGUGCUGUUUUCUAAUUUGUGAAAAUUGUCAAAAUUUCUUUAGUCCUUAUUUCAAUGUUCAUAAACUUACCUAGAGUUUUUUUAACAUGGACGACUGAAUAUUUAUAGACAAAAGCUAUAUAGGCUAAUGUUACUAGGUUUCUGAGAAGAAAAAAACGAGAAUGCGUCUGUCAUUCCUCUUCUCAUCUAUCCCUUCAUAUUCCUCGGUUUCUGUUCUAGGUAAACUUUUUACUCUUCAUUCUCUCAGUUUAUUUUUCUUUUAGAUUUUAUUUAUCCCCUUUUUCUUUGUUACUUUGCUGGUGAGGUGCCUUAAUGGAAUCCCUGAAAGUGGUAAUAAGAAGAUGAAAAUUAUUUGUACAUGAAAAAAAUGUGCAUUUCACCAAAAAAGGGAAAUAAAGAGAGAAUGAAGGAAGGGAGACACUUUUUAAAAGGGAAAUGAUGAAGGGAAAUGGAGAAGAGAAGGGAAAAGUAGAGAAGGUGGGUGAAUCAGAUAGAUAGUUGGUCUUCCCUUCUCAUCUUUCUCCUCUAAUGAAAUUGCGUAAAUAUGCAGUUUGAUGGUGUUGUGUUCUGAUGGGAUUGGAGCAGGGGGCAAGCCUUGUUUUUUCCUCCUGUUGUUCAGGCUACCCUAGUUUGAGUCCAAAAUAACGGCAGCAUCCUCGACACCCCAUUGGAAUCGACACCCCAGAAAGCAGGCUGUCACCAUUUUUUUUAAAAAAUAUUUGCAGUAUAUGUUUGAUUUUUCUAAAAUCAUAUCCUGAGCCUUGCACUCAGCAUCCUCGCUCUGAUCUGUUUUCGAGUUCUGCCAGCUUUCGUUUGUCAGGCGAUUUCCAUCUUUCUUUUAUCUGGAUAUGAAAUAUAUACCGAUGCGUGCAGCUAAGAAUUCUAUUGGAUUGGUAUGCUAUGUGUGGUAUUGCAGUCUGAGAUGCAUUUGUUUUUUUUUAUAGUUUUCUUUGUAUUGUUAGAGGGGGGAAGCCCAUGAUUUGAAUCUAGAAAUUCUUUUUGUUCGUCGUAAUUCGUCUGUGCACCUAAUUUGUCCAUGACAUCAUGUUUUCAUUUGUCAUUAAAUUUUUCGACAACCUCUGGCAAAUUUUUGUCUGGGUGAAAGACAAACUGGUACCUGGAUUCGUUUUGUUCCUAUAGCAACUUAUCCAUUUUUAUGGUUUAUGCAAACAUUCGUAGGAAGAUUAUGCUGCCUCAGAAGAGUUCAAUGAUUCUACAAGUGGAGCUGCCCUUCCUGUCUUAUGCGUGGAGGACGGGACUGUAAUAUUACGUUUCUCCGAAAUUUUUGGCAUUCACGAACCUCUGAAAAAGAUGAAGAAGAGGGACAAACGUAGGUAUCACAAUGUUUUGCAUAUGGAACAAUCAUACUGAAGUUGUAUGGUAUUCUGCUGUUCAAAUGUGGGCUUAUUGUGAAUGAGUUUAUCAAGUUUCGUUGGUCGUAGAGUGCAAUGCUUUGUUCCUGGUUCAGUAUUUACUCAUCCAUUACAUAA
Spirodela intermedia is the source of this 9677-nucleotide messenger RNA. NCBI's taxonomy places the organism in Eukaryota, Viridiplantae, Streptophyta, Magnoliopsida, Alismatales, Araceae. The record is from the annotation of a GenBank genome assembly.